GAAUAAUAUCAUACACGGAAUAUGUAUUUUUAUUGUGCAUUCUUACUAAACCACAGGGUGGAUUUAAGAUUGCAUUCAAUAUGUUUGAUAGAGAUGGUAACCAAAAAGUUGAUAGACAGGAGUUUUUAGUGAUUGAAGAGAUAUUUGGCAAGAAAACUGAUACUGAUCCAAGUAAAAGUGUGAGUUUAGUAUCCAAAUACCUGGGCCGUGACCGUGACACUUUCAAGCCUCAGUCGCUGGAAGGUCCACCUAAGACAACACUGAUGGUACAUCUUUUUGGCCAUAAAGGAAGAGACACUCUUGAUUUCCAAACAUUUUAUAGGUUCAUGGAUGAUUUACAGGUUGAAGUUUUAGAAUUGGAAUUCAUGGAGUUUUCCAAAGGCAUGAACACCAUCUCAGAAGAAGAAUUUGCAGAAGUGUUAUUGAAAUAUACACGUGCAGUUGAUACUGAGAGAGAAGACUACAUUGAGAGACUGAAAACACGUAUCCAACAAGACAAG
Saccoglossus kowalevskii is the source of this 500-nucleotide messenger RNA. RefSeq names its product calcium uptake protein 3, mitochondrial-like. Gene Ontology annotation, biological process: mitochondrial calcium ion homeostasis; calcium import into the mitochondrion. The record is from RefSeq and is a predicted model, not a curated record. NCBI's taxonomy places the organism in Eukaryota, Metazoa, Hemichordata, Enteropneusta, Harrimaniidae. Gene Ontology annotation, molecular function: calcium ion binding. Gene Ontology annotation, cellular component: uniplex complex.